Molecule: messenger RNA, 975 nt
Organism: Salvelinus fontinalis (brook trout)
Lineage: Eukaryota; Metazoa; Chordata; Actinopteri; Salmoniformes; Salmonidae
Product: macrophage mannose receptor 1-like
Exons: 3
Coding region: 1-975 (324 amino acids)
Molecular function (GO): signaling receptor activity
Source: RefSeq, a predicted model, not a curated record
AUGUCUGUUCCCUUCCGCUUCCUCUGUCUUCUCAGCCUGGCUGUUGGUGCUCUACACUGCACUCCCGUGUCUGACCAGGAGGGGGAGCUUUCAGAGCCUCAUUAUACCGACUGUCCCCCGGGCUGGUCCAGCUACAACAACCGCUGCUUCAGGUACGUGGCCUCUCAGCUGGACUGGGCCGAUGCAGAGUCCUACUGCGUGACCCUGGGAGUCAAUCUGGCCUCUGUGAACAACAAAGAGGAAUUCAGCUUUGUGAAAAACCUGAUCAAGAGCUUCGACCCUGCUGAGAGCUAUACCUGGAUCGGGCUGACAGACCUCCACAAGGAAGGGAGAUGGAUGUGGUCGGACGGCUCCAAGGUGGUCUACACGAGCUGGUUUUCAGGUGAGCCCAAUGGAAGUAGAAAGGAGAACUGUGUUCACACUAACUACCAGAAGGACAAGCUGUGGAACGACAUUACCUGCUCAUACAAGCAUGCCUUUGUCUGCGCCACGCAUCAAACGUUCCUCACAGGACAGGUCAACAUCAAAACAGGACAGGAGGGGGAGCUUUCAGAGCCUCAUUAUUCCGACUGUCCCCCGGGCUGGUCAAGCUACAACAACCGCUGCUUCAGGUACGUGGCCUCUCAGCUGGACUGGGCCGAUGCAGAGUCCUUCUGCGUGACCCAGGGAGCCAACUUGGCCUCUGUGAACACCAUGGGGGAAUUCAGCUUCGUGAAAAACCUGAUCAAGAGCUUCGACCCUGCUGAGCACCAUACCUGGAUCGGGCUGAGUGACCUCCACAAGGAAGGGAGAUGGAUGUGGUCGGACGGCUCCAAGGUGGUCUACACGAGCUGGUCUUCAGGUGAGCCCAGUAAUGGAGUUGGUUCCGAUCCGGAGAACUGUGUUCACACUAACUACCAGGAUGACAAGCUGUGGAACGACACACACUGCUCAUACAAGUUUGCCUUUGUCUGCGCCACACGUCCCGGUCUCUGA